CAACAUCCUCACAAUGGCCGAUCACCCAAGCCGUCCCCAAACACCACAGGCGAUGCUCCACCGCCUCCCCGAAAAGCCCGACCCCUCAUACUCCCUUUCCGAGCCCAGGAAACCCUCAAAAUACAUCAUUCUGAUCAUGGCUUCCACAGCUACAGCAGGCAAAGUCCAAAUCUCUAAAUCAAUCGCAAGUGCACUUUCCUGUCCGCUUUUCCAAGGCGACAGCUUGCACGAAACGUCCGCCAAAGCAGCCAGCGUGGGAGCAUCGAGACAUCCUGGAGACGAGCAAGCUACAUCGUCUGGAGCAAAUGAAAGCCGGUAUCAGCGCAUGUGGCUUUCGAAGAUGACGAGGACUGGGUAUUUGUUCCCUGAGGAGUCUCGACCGGCUGUUUCAAACGAGGGUUUCUCUGCAUUUGGUGGAUCGUCGACAUCGACGAGUCGGCGUGGCUCAGCUAGUUCUAUCGCAUCAUCAGCAUCGGAUACUGCGAUCUCGACAUCUGUCUCGAGUAUUGCGAGCAGCUUUGUGUCCUCGGGUGCGCCGACUACGAAAUUCAUCAACAAGCCUCCCUUCUUUACGUUGUCCGACGAGGAGAAACUGCAGAAGGCGAAUCCAGCGCUGAUGGUCGUCACGCAUCCGGAGCUAGAGGCGUGGCAUAAGAAGUCUAUUCGGACGGUUGUUGGUGAGUAUGGGAUUGGUGUUAUUUUUGUACCCCUAGGAGGAGAGGAGGGGGAGGAGGGGGAGUUACCGGUGUUGAAACCCUUGGAUCCGAGGACUAUGACGAGUUUCGGGUCUUUCGGCGUUGUUCAAAAGCCUGCGGCUAAAACAUUGGACGAGGAGAUUGUGUUGAAAGUUGAUGGUGGAGGGAAUGUUGAGGAUAUCAUCGAGGAUAUUGUGAGUGGUGUGAAUGAGAUCAUGAAUGCAUAGCUAUAGUCUACCAAUGCGGGUUUGUUUGAAAAAAUGAAGGGAAGACACCAAGAAGAAGAAAUAGAGCGAGGUGGGAAAUGAGCUAGAUACUUGGAGUAAUGGAAAUCAAACUCAUUGAGCCAUGCAGCAUCUGGGCAAACGAGGUGGGCAAUAGGGGGAGAAGCACGUGACCCGAGUGGGUUAUCAAAUCCAAUCAACAUGAACCCAGCCAAUGGGAUGUCUAGCUACGAAUAGAUCACCGAAUCCAC
Messenger RNA from Hyaloscypha bicolor E, 1170 nucleotides. RefSeq lists its product as uncharacterized. Lineage: Eukaryota; Fungi; Ascomycota; Leotiomycetes; Helotiales; Hyaloscyphaceae. The transcript has a single exon. The coding region runs from base 14 to 922 and encodes 302 amino acids. The record is from RefSeq and is a predicted model, not a curated record.